Molecule: messenger RNA, 1217 nt
Organism: Quercus robur (English oak)
Lineage: Eukaryota; Viridiplantae; Streptophyta; Magnoliopsida; Fagales; Fagaceae
Exons: 6
Coding region: 14-1006 (330 amino acids)
Biological process (GO): biosynthetic process
Cellular component (GO): cytoplasm
Molecular function (GO): isomerase activity
Source: RefSeq, a predicted model, not a curated record
CACCAACCAGCUGAUGUGCUUUGACCAAUGCUACAUAUACAUCUACGAAAAUGUUUUGACAACAAACUACAUUCUCGCUGCUUCUAAACUCUCUCACGGCAACAUGGCAAAGCUACCUGUGAAGUACUAUGUGGUGGACGCGUUCACUGACUCAGCUUUCAAGGGAAACCCAGCAGCGGUGUGUUUAUUAGAGGAACAGAGAGAUGAGAAAUGGUUGCAAGCUGUGGCAGCUGAGUUCAACAUCGCCGAGACUUGUUACUUGACUCGGCUAUCUGGGUCCGACUCUCUUGACUCGUCCAAUCCUAGGUUCCGUCUCAGAUGGUUCACUCCUGUUGCUGAGGUCUCACUUAUUAAUUUCACUUCGUUGGCAGCUGCACAUGCAUUGUUUUCAUCUGGUUUGGUGAAUUCCAACAUUAUUGAGUUUGUCACACUCUCUGGAAUUUUAACUACUAAAAAGUUCCAGGAAACCAAGGCAUCUAAUAUUUCGGAUAUUCAGAAUGGUGAAUCGCAAGAUUGCUUUCUGAUUGAAUUGGAUUUUCCAACUAUUCCAACAAUUGAUUCCAAUUCUGAAGAAGUUUCAUCAAUUUCCAAUGCCUUCAAUGGUGCUUCUGUGAUUGAUAUAAAGAACACUACUACUUCAGAUGGCCUCCUUGUUGUACUCCCAUCAGGAGAAAGUGUGGUUGAAAUACAGCCAGAGUUUGAUGCUAUACGUAAAUGUCCUGGACCGGGGAUAAUUGCAACAGGGGCUGCUCCCUCAGGGUCUGGGUUUGAUUUUUACAGUCGGGCCUUUUGGCCAAAACUUGGGAUCAAUGAGGAUCCUGUUACUGGGAGUGCACAUUGUGCACUAGCACCAUACUGGAGCAAAAAGCUUGGGAAGUGUGAUCUUGUUGCAUAUCAGGCAUCACCUAGAAGUGGAGUACUAAACAUUCAUCUAGACGAACAAAACCAGAGAGUGCUAAUGCGAGGAAAAUCUGCUACUAUCAUGGAAGGGUCUCUCUUAGUUUAGAAAUUUGAAGUUAGAACUCCAUAUUGCAUGUAUUUUACAAUUGAAAUAAAUGACUAUUACCGGGUGGAAGAAUCCCCUGGAGCUAGAGUUUUCAAAUUCUAUAGCUGCAAGGUGAUAUUUUUUUCCCUUUAAGAGAAACUUUCAAUAACUGUUCCACAUAACAAUGUUUGUCAAGGCAAGUUUUCAAAUACAGCUUCAUUUUUCUCUGUAA